AUGCUUCUUUAUGGUUUAGCAAGAAGGAGCAAUGCAUCGUUGGACUUCAAACCUUUCUCAACAGCAGCAGCAGCAUCUGCUGGAGAGGCCAUUGCAACUGCAUCUGCCAGAGAAGCCAUUGCAACUGCAUCUGCCAGAGAAGCCAUUGCAACUGCAUCUGCCAGAGAAGCCAUUGCAACUGCAUCUGCCAGAGAAGCCAUUGCAACUGCAUCUGCCAGAGAAGCCAUUGCAACUGCAUCUGCCAGAGAAGCCAUUGCAACUGCAUCUGCAUCUGCAUCUGCCAACGACUGGACUAAGUAG
Messenger RNA from Lodderomyces oxycetoniae, 300 nucleotides. RefSeq lists its product as uncharacterized. The coding region runs from base 1 to 300 and encodes 99 amino acids. The transcript is spliced from 2 exons. The record is from RefSeq and is a predicted model, not a curated record. Lineage: Eukaryota; Fungi; Ascomycota; Pichiomycetes; Serinales; Debaryomycetaceae.